GGGGAAGGCAAGGGCCUAGACGCCCUCGCCAGCCACAAGUGAGGACCAGCCCUUGCCGUCCUUUGGUGAGGUCGCCUUGCCAUCGCUUGAUGCCGCUCCUUGUCAGCCUCUAGGGGUGGCGAGGGUCCCCUCGCUGGAUUUGGCGAGGAGGAGUUGAUGCAACAAGCCCUUCUCCAGCAGCAGUCGCUCUACCACCCCUGCCUCUUGGCUCCUCCUCAGUCGUCCUAUGGGUUUAUUCACUACUUUGAUCAAAGAUCUGCUGCUCUUGCAAUUCUUUCUCUGAAUGGAAGGCAUCUAUUUGGGCAACCCAUCAAAGUUAAUUGGGCAUAUGCCAGUGGUCAGAGAGAGGACACUUCAGAGAUGCACGGGUUUUGUGGGAUCAGAAGAUUGGACGUUCAAGAGGGUUUGGCUUUGUUUCUUUCAGGAACCAACAGGAAAUGGCUUGGCAGUAGACAGAUACGUUGCAAUUGGGCAACAAAAAGUGCCGGUGGCAUUGAAGAUAAGCAGAGCUCUGAUGCCAAAAGUGUGGUGGAGCUAACCAAUGGCUCAUCAGAGGAUGGCAAGGAGGCUACAAACAGUGAUGCUCCGGAAAAUAAUCCUCAGUAUACAACUGUUUAUGUAGGAAAUUUAGCUUCAGAGGUCACUCAGCUUGAACUCCAUCGCCAUUUUCAUGCUCUUGGUGCUGGAGUGAUUGAGGAGGUCAGGGUCCAAAGAGAUAAAGGAUUUGGUUUCGUGAGGUAUAGCACUCAUGCAGAAGCAGCAUUGGCUAUUCAGAUGGGAAAUACUCAGUCACUUCUAUGUGGAAGACAAAUUAAGUGCUCCUGGGGUAGCAAGCCUACUCCCCCAGGAACAAGGUCCAAUUCCCUUCCACCACCUGCUGCAGUGGCACCAUUGCCAGGCCUUUCUACUGCUGAACUAUUAGCCUAUGAGCGACAAUUAGCAAUGAGCAAGGUGGGCGUCAUGCAUCCUCUCAUGCAAGGACAGCAUCCUUUAAGCAGGCAGCGAUGCGUAUGGGAGUCGCUGGUGGAAGCCAGGCAAUAGACGAUGGUGGGUUUCAAAUGUUGCAGCCGCCCAGCAGCUCAUGUAUUAUCAGUAACAUGCCUGGUUUUUGGCUUACUGAGUAAACAAGAAAGAGAGAGGAACUUUUCUUGAGCUAUAUAUAUUAUUGAGAGUUUAUGACCUCCAGGAAGUUGCCGAUGUUUGCCGUCUCUGUGCAUGUUACCCUUUUCGAUUUGUUCCCUUCGUCUGUAUGUUAUUCUAUUUAUGUAUCUUAUGGUUGGCUGCUCAAAAAUGAAUCCAUGUCUCUUUGGACCAUUUUUCCCCG
Messenger RNA from Eucalyptus grandis, 1324 nucleotides. RefSeq names its product oligouridylate-binding protein 1B-like. Gene Ontology annotation, molecular function: mRNA binding. The record is from RefSeq and is a predicted model, not a curated record. Bases 157 to 1041 code for a protein of 294 amino acids. Lineage: Eukaryota; Viridiplantae; Streptophyta; Magnoliopsida; Myrtales; Myrtaceae. The transcript has 8 exons.